GUGUACUGUAUGUGUAUGGGACCACAACAGCUGUGUACGUGAAUACAUUUUAUUUUAGUGUGUUAAAAUUGUGUAGCGUGACACGUCACGGACAAAACUCGAAAUAAUGGCAACAAAACCCGAUAAAAAGGAUGAAGACGCCAAUGAUUGGCAGCAGAGCGAUGAGGACGAUAACUGGGAUGACUGGGGAGAUGGCGACGACGACGAUGAGAAGUUUGUGCAUGUGGAGCAACAGCAGCAGCAACCACAACAACAACAGCAGCUAAGCAACAAAAACAACAACGCAAAAGCAACAGAAACCGUGUCGCAAACUGCGGCGCCACCAAAAGCAUCUCCACCAGAAACAGCUCCAACGCCAUCCUCCUCAUCCUCUGGCUGGGGCUUAUGGGGCGGCAAAUUGAGCUCAGUGCUGAGCACGGCCAGCGAGGGAUUGGGCAACAUAACGACACAUGUGAAUCAGGGCCUGAAUCAAAUUAUUGGCGUGCCAGAUCCCGAGGAAAUGGCACGCAUCAAUGCAGCGGAGGAGGCAGCUAAGCCAGCUUCAACGCCGACAGAAGAGCAGCAUACGAGCGAUGGAGGAGAAGAACAAAAACAGGAUGCAGCUGCGCCAGCAUUUAAUUUGGGCAUUGUGACCACAUUGGGCACCAAAGUGCUCAACACUGGGCUCGAUACGCUGGAGGGGAUUGGCAAGAAGACGAUGACUAUACUGCAGGACAAUGAUCCUAAGCUGAUGAACAAACGCAAGCUGCUUGGCCUCGAGGCCAACAAACCCAACCUGAGCGCUGUGCUGCUUGAGGCCAAAAAGGAUGCGGAUCAAAUGGAACAAUCGCUGCAGCAGCUGCAGUUGGAGAAGCGCAAGGCGCAGUUGCGUUUCGAUGUCCUCUUCGAGAACUAUUGUGGCCUGGUGCACUACGAAGCCCUCGAAAUUCUGUCCAAGGAAUCACGUCUCAAGCUGGACACGCUGCUCGAUGCGGUCAGUGGCAAUGCUUUGAGCGAAUUGCAGGAAACUAUCAGCGAGGUGCAGGAGCUUCUGGAGCUAGAGGACUUGGAAUGCGAUAGCGAGGGCGACUACGAAGCUGUUGAGCUAAACGAGCGUCUUUUGGCCACAAUUGCCGAUGCGGACAUUGGCAUUAAAUUCGACGAUGUAGCUAGCCACUGGACACAGUGUCUAAGUUGGCUAAACUCAAUCGAAGCCAUUGAAGCGGACCUCGAAGUGUCCUACGAAAAGAGCAUUAAUGCGUUGAGUGAAGCCUGCGCCUUGGAAAUGUGCAAACUGCACAAAAUUGCCGAAUUGCUGCUGGUGAAGCAGCAUCAUAGCACAGCUAACGAAGUCGAUGGCAUUGUGCAGCUCAGCAAGCAAUUCAACGCACAUCUUCAGGGUCUAACCCAACGCUAUGCAGCGCUGUUGAGCAGCAAGAAGUCUGCUGAUCAGGAAGAGGAAUGCAAGAAACAAGUCAACACACUCUUCGCCGAAAUGUUGUCGGGUGUUAAAUACAUCGAACAGGCCUACAAACUCUUUACGCCUAUUUUGCAAAUGGGCGCAGUUUAGCAGCAGAUUACAUAUACAUAUAUUAGUUUUAUCCUUAUUAUAUAUCCGUGUAUUUAUCUGGCUUGUAUAAAUAUAUGAAAUGAAUUCUUUGCGAUA
Messenger RNA from Drosophila sulfurigaster albostrigata, 1645 nucleotides. RefSeq names its product protein FAM114A2. The record is from RefSeq and is a predicted model, not a curated record. The transcript has 3 exons. NCBI's taxonomy places the organism in Eukaryota, Metazoa, Arthropoda, Insecta, Diptera, Drosophilidae. The coding region runs from base 107 to 1549 and encodes 480 amino acids.